Messenger RNA from Macadamia integrifolia, 1152 nucleotides. RefSeq names its product NEP1-interacting protein 1-like. Lineage: Eukaryota; Viridiplantae; Streptophyta; Magnoliopsida; Proteales; Proteaceae. The transcript has 5 exons. The record is from RefSeq and is a predicted model, not a curated record. The coding region runs from base 360 to 965 and encodes 201 amino acids.
AACUUCCCAAGACCAAAUAGUAGUAGAUCAGUUACCACUGUUCAGCACCUGGUUUCAUUCAAUUUUUAAUUGUUUUCCAAAGUAUCCAGACUGAGCUGUAAUGACUUAUUUUUCUUCCUAUCCAUGCAUGCAAUGUUGGGUUGAUCACUCAUCCCCCACAACCUCACCCCUUCUUAAAUGCUCUUCUGGAGUUUUCCUUCAUUCUCACUUCUUUAAAUUCUCCCUUAUAUAUUCUUUCUUCAUUGCUACUUUACAUUUCAAUAUACCCUUCAUAAUCUCUGAGUUGAGUUGUUUUCCGAGCUAGAGAGAGUGGUAUUGUGGUGUAAGAAAAGCAGUUUUCGGGUUGUUUUCUUUCAGAAAUGGGUGGUUUUCGUAUUGGGUUUUUGUUAAGAGUGGUGAGGAUGGCUGUCUUUAUUUCUUCCACCUGUGUUUUUGCAUUGGGAGGGGCAAUCGUAGGAGCAAUCACCGGAGCGGUUACCGGCCAGACGACAGAAACCGGGUUCUGUAGAGGAGCCGGAAUCGGUGCUAUCUCCGGUGCAGUGGUGGCGUUUGAGCUGCUGGAGUCUUUGAUUGAGGGCGAGUCUUCAUCCAAGAUUGCCUUGAUUGGUAGCCUAAUAAAUGGGAAAGUUUUCCGGGAAUGGGUGAGUCCUGCAAUGCUGAAGGCUUAUCAGUGGCAAAUUAAUUCCAUGGAGACAAGCUAUGGAGAGACCUCAGACAUUUAUGAUGUUGGUGGAAUCAAAGGGGUAUCAUUCAACUUCAUCAAUAAGCUUCCUGUAUUCAAUUUUACUCAUAGUGAGAUGAUGGCAACAUGUGAUGACUUCUGCUGUACAAUUUGCUUACAGGAUUUCAGGGAGGAAGAGAGAGCAAGAAGACUACCCAAUUGCUUGCACUUCUUUCAUUUGCCUUGCAUAGAUGGAUGGCUUGUUAGACAUGGAUCCUGCCCCAUUUGUAGACAAGAUGUUUAAUUAAAUGAUUUCACCAUGAGAGGUAACCAACCUCAACCCUGUAAAAAAAAUUGGUUCAACCAAAUUAGAGUCCCCACGACAGCUUCUUAGAUCUUCAGAUCAGUAUCUCAAUGUACAAGUGCUCCUCAUCUAUAUGGGUCAAUGAAGACCAAGUAAGGUUAUAAUACAAAAUCAGUCUUUUAACUCA